AUGUCGCCGCACCCAAAAAAAUGCUUCUACCUCUUCCUAUCUUUAUUUUGCAUAUCUCUAUGCCUCUCUCAUUUCAAUCAAACACGCUCCUUGGCAUACGUUCCACACUCUGCUCCCAAAAAGAAACCUGUCCAUGUCCUUGUGGUGUCAUCCUGGAGAUCAGGCUCUUCAUUCCUUGGACAGAUCUUCAACCAUCACGAUGAUGUCUUUUACCUCUUUGAGCCUGGACAUUCCCUCUGGAUGAAGCUUCGGAAUGAAAGUUCUGAGCUGCUACAUUUUCCCUUAAGAGAUCUUCUACGAUCGCUUUUCACCUGUGAUGUGUCCCCUCUUCAUCAGUAUCUUCCUAAAGGGGGAAAACGCAUUUCUGAUUUGGGAUUCUUUGCAGAAAGUCGAGCACUCUGCACCCCACCAUUUUGUUCAGCCUUUAUACCCUCUGAAGGCUACGACCGCCAAAAAUGUUUCCACCGUUGCAGAACUACUUUGCUGGAUAAAAUGGCAGAAGCAUGCAAGACAUACAGCCAUGUGGUGAUGAAAACAGUCCGGAUUUUCGACCUUUCUGUUCUGCUUCCCCUUUUCCAAGACCCUACCCUUGAUCUUCGUGUUCUGCACCUUGUGAGGGACCCAAGAGCUAUCGCUGUGUCAAGGACAUACUUUGAUCUUAGAAUUGAUGAUAAGAUUGUACUUAAGAAUGAAGGAAAUAAAAAUAUUACUAUAAGCAGGAUUAUGGAGAAGAUUUGCAGAUCUCAGGUUGACAUCAACAAUGUGGCUAAAGCAGCUAAGGUGUUGCAAGGGCGAUACAUGGCCAUUCGGCAUGAGGACCUUUCUAAUGAACCUCUUGAGUAUGUAAAGAAAAUUUUCAAUUUUUCUGGCCUCCAUCUAACUAAAGACCUGGAACAGUGGCUUUACAACGUUACCCAUGAGGAGGUAGCAGAUAGAGAUGGGAUCAUGGCUUUCUCAAAAACCUCUUCAGAGUUGGUCCAAAAAUGGAGAACUGCUCCGGACUUCAAUUUUGUGAAGCAGAUUCAAGAAAACUGCAAAGAGGCAAUGGAUCUGUUUGGUUACAGGCCAGCAAGGUCCAAAAAAGAACAGCACGAUAUGACUGUGGACUUAGUAAAUAAAGAAUGGUCAUUGAAAUGA
Molecule: messenger RNA, 1137 nt
Organism: Staurois parvus
Lineage: Eukaryota; Metazoa; Chordata; Amphibia; Anura; Ranidae
Source: the annotation of a GenBank genome assembly